AUGGCUGCAGAAACAGAGAAACUCUCACAUCAAUUUAAACGCGUUUUUAUCAAUAACGUGGACAAAUACACCUCAAAAUAUAUCGCAGAGUUUUUAUCCUUGUGUGUUGCUCAAGCAUUCCACAAUGAGGAGGAUGAGGAGGAAAACAAAUCAUCCCAAGAAAACAUUUAUCAGAUUGUUGGAACCGUUUCGGAAAAAAACAAAGAGAAGUCCAGUUUUACAGUCGAAGAAUAUAGUAACUUAACACGUGAAGAGCUUUUUCAUCACCUGAUGGAGUCAGAUGUCAUCAUUUAUAACAUUUACAACGAGCAUGCUGAUCAGAUAGAGGAAGCGUCUUGGGCAGUCUCAGCUCUUCACAAAGAAACUGAUGCAUUUCCUGGACCAAAGAUGUUCAUCUUGAUCUCCUCGGUCAUGACGUGGGCUCUGACUAAGACACUCAAUCCAAAUGAGCCAGAGACUUCUUUAAAGGAAGAGGAAUACAGGAGACGGAAACCACAUCCCAGUUAUAAAGAUCAUAUUGCUGUGGAGAAGCUUGUGGUUAAACUGGGAAAAUCUAAUCAGACUAAGUUCUCUACUUAUGUUGUUGCAUCUGGGCUGCAAUAUGGAAUGGGCGAGCAAGUGUUUCAUUUCUUUUUCAAGAUGUCAUGGCAGGGAGAGGAACAGGAAGUGCCCAUCUUUGGAGAUGGCUCCAAUAUCAUUCCUGUUAUUCAUGUCAAAGAUCUUGCAGGGAUUGUGCAGAAUGUAAUCAAGCGUAAGCCGAAGCUGCAGUACUUUCUUGCAGUGGAUGAAUCACAGAAGACCAUUGCUGAGAUUAUUAAUGCAAUAGCAAAAAUGCUCGCGCCAGGAAAAACCAAAAACAUUCCAAAAGAGGAAGUACUUCCCACAGAGGAACUGACACAAACAGAAAUUGAUCAUUUAUUCAUCAACCUUCGAAUGGAGACCAAUGUUUUCACAGACGAUGUCAGUAUGAACUGGGUUUCAAAGUCAGGCAUUGUUAUGAACAUUGACCAAGUCGUGGAGGAAUACAGGCUCACCCGAGGCCUGCCACCUGUUUGCAUUUGUCUCUUGGGACCUCCUGCUGUCGGGAAAAGCACCAUAGCUGAAAAAAUAUGCAGGCAUUACAAACUGCAGCAUGUAAAACUCAAAGAGGUCAUCACUGAGACUCUCGCAAACCUGGAGUCACGUGCCCACAUGGACGAAAACAAUGAGGACGAUGAAUCAGAGGAAGCAAAUGAGCUCUUGGAGACACUGAAGAACAACAUGGAUGAAAAUGGAGGCUGGUUGGAUGAGCAGUACGUUAUCCAAAUUAUAAAGGACAAGCUGAAGACGAAACCAUGUAGAAAUCAAGGCUUUGUCCUGGAUGGCUUUCCGAAGACAUAUGAUCAAGCUAAAAAGCUAUUUCAUGUAGAGGAUGACAAAGCUAAACAGGCAUGGUUCAAGGUCAAAAUCAUCCCAGAGUUUGUGUUUUUUCUGGAUGCCACCGACCAGUUCCUGAAGGAACGUGUGCUGAACCUGCCUGAGCGCAUGGUGCAGGGUACAUCGUACUCCUUCGAUAGGUUUGUCCCACGACUGGACAACUUCAGAAAAAACAAUUCAGAGAAUGAAACUGUGCUAAGCUACUUUCAUGAGCUGGAGAUUCACCCUGUGCAUAUAGAGAUCAGUCCUGAUGACCCAGAGAAUGUUCUGGUGAUAGAGAAGAUGAUGGAGAUUGUGGGGAAGGUCAGGAACUACAGCCCCUCCGCAAAGCAUUUGGAGGAGGAACGGAUGCAGGCGGAGAUCAGGCUGAGGGAGGAAGAGGAGGCACGCCAGGCCGAAGCCAAGCGCAGGGAUGAAGAAGACGAGGAGCAGAGAGCACAGCGCUGGGAGGAAUGGAACCGACACCUACAAGAGAUGAAGCAGCAGGAAGAGGAACUGUUGAUGAGAGAAGAAGAAUCUGCUAAGGAGUAUCUGAGGCACACUGUGAUGCCCAUUCUGUCCCAAGGCCUCAUUGAGUUAUCCAGAACCCGACCAAAUGAUGCAGGAGACUUCCUGGACCACUUCGUCAAGAAACUUUAUUUCGUCAGCAUCUGUCCAUCUCAAGAGAUGAUGGUGCAGCACUAG
Messenger RNA from Neoarius graeffei (lesser salmon catfish), 2100 nucleotides. Its product is annotated as adenylate kinase 7-like. The transcript has 18 exons. Gene Ontology annotation, biological process: nucleobase-containing compound metabolic process. The record is from RefSeq and is a predicted model, not a curated record. Gene Ontology annotation, molecular function: ATP binding; AMP kinase activity. Gene Ontology annotation, cellular component: cytoplasm. NCBI's taxonomy places the organism in Eukaryota, Metazoa, Chordata, Actinopteri, Siluriformes, Ariidae. The coding region runs from base 1 to 2100 and encodes 699 amino acids.